Limanda limanda (common dab) is the source of this 849-nucleotide messenger RNA. Its product is annotated as arginine-glutamic acid dipeptide repeats protein-like. Bases 8 to 841 code for a protein of 277 amino acids. The record is from RefSeq and is a predicted model, not a curated record. The transcript has 8 exons. Lineage: Eukaryota; Metazoa; Chordata; Actinopteri; Pleuronectiformes; Pleuronectidae.
AACCCUGAUGCAACCGCCAGCCAGAUCCCACUUGCCUCCUUUGAAAGCUGCCUCACAGCUUUUGAAAUACCACCCAACCUCCGCACUUCCAGGAAGAUGUGAUCCGGCAACUUCAAGACUGCCCAUGACGAGACAGAGAACCCAGACUGAAGCCGUGAAACUCCCUGCACCUUCAGCACCGGGGAUCACAGGGAUUUCAAGCUCCUACAACUUGCGUCCUACAACAACUGCUUCCAAGCAGCCCAACACUGGCCUGCCGAGACCCCCGCUGAGCAGCAUUCCAUCAGGCCUCCAGAGACCUGCACCAGGACUCAGGCCUCCUUCAGCUAAAAGUAACCUUGGACCUGCAGCUGCUAACCCUGGGACAAAGAUUACACAACCAAAGAAGCGCACGUUUAUCAGAGGUGAACCUUUGCCAACACCAAAGAGGAAGAAAACAGACGGUCCUGUACCAUCAUCCAGUGGCGCUGAGACCUCAACUGCCUCUGAUGCUGGGAACGGAUUGAAAAACCCGAAACGGCUUGGAACCAGCUGUAACCAGAGAGUGUUACCAGCUAAAGCCCAAAGAGAUGACGCUGCAGUGCCCGUCAGUGCUGCUGCUGCAGAAAACAUGACAUCUUGCAAUGCAGCCAGCAGAAUCAGAAACCAGAAACUGCCCGUAAACCACCAUAGAUCUCAGCUAGUUAAACCACAAGGACAUGGUUGUGCCAGAUGUGUCGUGCUGGAAGAGCAGCUCAAAACACUAUCAGCAGAAAAUAAGAGACUUAAAGAAGAGCUGCUGAAGUACAGUCAAGUCAACAAGGAAAAGAAUGACGCAUGUGCCAAUGAAAGCCCACUGUGAACUUUUAA